Messenger RNA from Monodelphis domestica (gray short-tailed opossum), 2979 nucleotides. RefSeq names its product Rho guanine nucleotide exchange factor 26 (gene ARHGEF26). The record is from RefSeq and is a predicted model, not a curated record. Lineage: Eukaryota; Metazoa; Chordata; Mammalia; Didelphimorphia; Didelphidae. Gene Ontology annotation, biological process: activation of GTPase activity. Gene Ontology annotation, molecular function: protein binding; guanyl-nucleotide exchange factor activity.
GGCGGAGCCGGGACUCUGGGUCGGCUGCAGCUCCCGCCGCCGUCUCAGCCUACGCCUCCUGCUACAGUCCGGGACCCGGGCCACCCACCGGGCAGAAGGGCUUGCAGGGACUCUGAGCUUUGGAGACUUUGGAAGGGAGCUGCGGUGCCCCGGGCCCGGGCUCUGUGCCCUCCCUCCUCGGGGAUCCUGUGAGGCCCCGCGAUGGACCGCGGAGGCGAGAGCGAAGUGGACUUUUCGAACCGCCGAGACAUUGCCCCACUAUGGAGGCGGCGCUCCACCCCUCAGCCCCAGUGGCUGGCCCGGAGCAAGCCCAGACCCCAGUCCUACCAGAGCCCCACUGGACUUCUGAUCACCGAUUUCCCUGUGGAGGACAGGGCGGUGUUGCCUGGAAAGGAGCCUUCCCACACCGGGAGCGUUUCUUCGGCUUCUUCUUCUCCCUCUCCGUCGCCUGACCGCAGGAUGCUCCAAAGGAGCCCCCUGCUUUGGUGCCCUAACCGGGGGCCUGUGACCAACGGGAAGGCUGCCCCCCUGGAUUUCAGAGCUGUCUCCCCGAGACUGCAGGACGAAAAGUCACCCCGGGAACAUAGAACGGUGGCCAACCCUUCUCUGAGCUACCCAGGCACACUCCCAUCCCCAGAGACUCCAGCAAGGCACCCCCAGAGGAUACCUCACACCUCCAUCCCAAGGAGCCCGGACGACGAACAGCUGGGACUCAGUGCCAGUACAGGGGCUUCACUCAGUGCUUCAGUGCCUUCUCUUACCAGCCAUUCCAGCGCUCUCCCCCAAUCGCCACCCAGUCAGUCUGCCAAGGACCCAGAGAGGGCGUCUUCGAAACCCUCUCCCUGCCCACAGAGGACCCUCCCCGGGCAAAAACUGCCUCUCCAGCGUCUGCCUUCCAACCCCGAAAAGCCUGUGGUCAUUCUGAGUACCCACAGCGCGGCAGCGCUCAAAGUGGGGAAGCACCAGAUCAUCCCCAAGGGCUUGGCCUCUGAGAUCAAAACGAGCAAGUCGGGCGGCCCCAGCGUGGAGCCCCACAAGAGGCUCUUUAAGGUCCGCAGCAUGGUGGACCCCAUCAGUGUGCCACUGCUCCCUGCCAGUGACGGGGAGGAAGCUGAAAGCGACUUGGACAGCCCGGGGUCCCUGAGGAGAGGCUUGAGGUCUACCUCCUACCGGAGGGCUGUAGUUAGUGGCUUCGAGUUUGACAAUCCUUCCAAUUCCAAGAAGAAAAACAGAAUGUCCCAGCCCGUUCUGAAGGUGGUCAUGGAAGACAAAGAGAAGAUCUCCAGUUUAGGAAGGAUUAAGAAGAUAAUGCUGAAGGGACAAGGAACCUUUGAUGGGGAAGAAAAUGCUGUAUUAUAUCAGAACUACAAAGAAAAAGCUCUCGAUAUUGACUCUGAUGAAGAUUCAGAGCCCAAAGGCCAAAAACCAGAUGAAAAAAUAGUAAUUCACUACAAACCACUGAGGUCCACAUGGAGCCAGCUUUCUGCAGUGAAAAGAAAUGGAUUAUCUCAAUCUAUUAGCCAAGAGGAAAGAAAGAGGCAAGAGGCUAUGUUUGAAGUCAUUUCCUCUGAACACUCGUACCUGCUCAGCUUGGAGAUCCUGAUCCAGAUGUUUAAAAAUUCAAAAGAACUGAGUGACACGAUGACCAAAACGGAGAGCCACCAUCUUUUCUCCAACAUCGCGGACGUCUGCGAGGCCAGCAAAAAAUUCUUUAAAGAAUUAGAAGAAAGACACCAAAAUAAUAUCUUCCUAGACGAUAUAAGUGACAUUGUAGAAAAACAUACAACGUCUACAUUUGAUCCCUAUAUAAAAUACUGUACAAAUGAAGUCUAUCAACAGCGGACUCUACAGAAAUUAAUAGCAACGAAUCCAUCUUUUAAGGAAGUGUUAUCUCGGAUCGAAUCCCAAGAGGAGUGUAGGAAUUUACCCAUGAUUUCUUUCCUCAUUCUCCCCAUGCAGAGGGUUACUCGCCUUCCCUUGCUGAUGGAUACCAUCUGUCAGAAAACACCAAGAGACUCGCCAAAGUAUGAAGUUUGCAAACCCCUAAAAGAAGUGAGCAAGUUGGUUCGGUUGUGUAAUGAAGGGGCACGGAAAAUGGAACGGACCGAGAUGAUGUAUACAAUUAAUUCCCAGCUGGAAUUCAAGAUAAAGCCUUUCCCUUUAGUGUCCUCCUCCCGAUGGCUAGUAAAGAGGGGUGAAUUGACUGCCUACGUGGAAGACACUGUCCUCUUCUCCAGAAGAACCUCCAAACAGCAGGUCUACUUCUUCCUCUUUAACGACGUCCUCAUCAUCACCAAGAAGAAGAGUGAAGAAAGUUACACAGUCAAUGAUUACUCUUUGAGGGAUCAACUGUUAGUAGAACUUUGGGACAAUGAAGAGCCCAAUUCCUCCCCGCUGAAGAACAGCUCCACCAUGCUUUACUCCCGACAGAGCUCUGCCAGUCACCUGUUCACUCUGACUGUCCUCAGUAACCACGCAAGCGAGAAAGUGGAAAUGCUCCUGGGAGCUGAGACUCAGAGUGAGAGAGCCCGCUGGAUAACUGCCUUGGGGCACAGCAGUGACCGGCAGAGCUUGGACAGGACCAUGCUUACCCAAGUGGAAAUCAUUCGCACAUUCACUGCCAAGCAGCCAGACGAGCUGUCCCUCCAGGUGUCGGAUGUGGUCUUGGUUUACCAGCACGUCAGUGACGGUUGGUACGAAGGUGAACGUCUACGGGAUGGCGAGAGGGGCUGGUUUCCCAUGGAGUGUGCCAAGGAGAUCACCUGUCGGGCAACGAUAGAUAAGAAUGUGGAGCGGAUGGGACGGUUGCUUGGACUGGAGACCAACGUAUAGCUCUCCCAGUGUCUCCCCUUUGGGGAUGCCAAGAUUUGCACUAAAUGGUCAUGGUGGGCUGGUUGGUUUGUACUAGUUUUGUUAUUUUAUUAUUUUUUUAACACAGCCUAUUUUAUUAAAUGAUAAUAAAAAUCACUUUUCUUCAAA